Messenger RNA from Fulmarus glacialis (Northern fulmar), 789 nucleotides. RefSeq names its product zinc finger and BTB domain-containing protein 49-like. Gene Ontology annotation, biological process: regulation of transcription by RNA polymerase II. Lineage: Eukaryota; Metazoa; Chordata; Aves; Procellariiformes; Procellariidae. The record is from RefSeq and is a predicted model, not a curated record. The transcript has a single exon. Gene Ontology annotation, molecular function: DNA-binding transcription factor activity, RNA polymerase II-specific; RNA polymerase II cis-regulatory region sequence-specific DNA binding. The annotation marks the transcript as partial. Gene Ontology annotation, cellular component: nucleus.
AACAAAAUCUUAAUAUAUCACUUCUUUUUGCAGGCUCUGGUGACCUGCGUAGACAUGUGAGGACUCAUACAGGAGAAAAACCCUAUACCUGUGAAACUUGUAACAAAUGCUUCACUCGCUCUGCUGUUCUGCGGCGGCACAAGAAAAUGCAUUGUAAAGUCACUGAUGAAGGUCCAAACACACUAGAUGAAUUUACUCAAGGGAUUGAAACUUCUGAUCUUGACAAAUCUCAGAGCUCUGACUCUUUUGGCCAGGAAAUGUCUGUUACAUUGUUACCAGCAUCCGUUAAAUUUCCCAUUCGUCCAACUGCAAAUUCAACUGAAUUUGAUAGUUCUGCGGAUUCUUACUGUAAGUUGCGAUCAAUGAUUCAACACCAUGACUCAGCAAACCAACAGAAACUGAAUAUGGAUUCUGCUAAACUCCCAAAAGCUCAGGCGCAACAAACACCACCACCAUAUGCUUACGGAGAUGUAGAUGUAUCUUCUGCAGAAGAACCCUUACAGUCUGAUAAUAUUCCCAUGAUUCGUUCCUCUAUGGUUAGCUUGGACAGUCAUUGUAAUGAUCCACUGGGCAGUCGAACAUCAUCUGCUGCAUACAAGAAUAAUGAAGGACCGUUCUUCUCCAGCAUGACCCUCUGGGGCUUAGCUAUGAAGACCUUGCAGAAUGAAAGCGAAUUGGAACAAUGAGGGCUCAGGUGACUGUAUCAAAACUUCUUAGAGGCAUUUCAUGCUAAAGUGAUUGCGAUUGCACUGCAGCAUAGAGAGAUCAGAGCUAGGUUUUAAGCCAACU